Micromonas pusilla CCMP1545 is the source of this 3804-nucleotide messenger RNA. RefSeq lists its product as uncharacterized. The record is from RefSeq and is a predicted model, not a curated record. Lineage: Eukaryota; Viridiplantae; Chlorophyta; Mamiellophyceae; Mamiellales; Mamiellaceae. The transcript has 5 exons. Bases 1 to 3804 code for a protein of 1267 amino acids.
AUGUGGGACAAGAGGGGUAACCUGAAGAUCGGUAUCGCGCUCGCGAGGGCGGUGAAGGGCGCGGGGGACGGCUCGGGAGAGCCCGGCGGCGGCGGCGGCGGCGGCGGCGGCGGCGGCGGCGGGGAGCCCGAAGGCGGCAUCUGGGCGCCGGAGAAUCUCUCCGUCGCCGACAUGACCACGGAGCAGUACCGUCUCCUGUACUUGAUCGCGCGCGUGCAGAGGGCCGUCGCCGUCGCGGAGGACACGAGGCCCGAAGACCAGAAACACGCGGAAGAGAUGUACGACCCGUGGAGUCGUAAGAUCUCCAGACGACGCAGCGCCAUCUCGCGCCGCGAGAGCGAGAAGACCGACGGGAGUCGCGACGCCACCCCGGGGAACUCGAGGCAGGGAAGCAACAAGGUCGCGCCGUCGCUCUCUCGGAAGAAUAACCUUAACCUUACUAGCGGCGAGGGAGUCGACGGAGGAGGAGGCGAGUCCGCGGUCGCGGAGGCGGCGCGACGGCUCGCGGGCGGAGUACCCGGGUUAUCGGGCGGCGCCGGCGCCGGGGCGAGUCGACUCGGCGAGAUGCUUCGGCGCGCCACCACGAACCUCGUGAACCAGCUUCGCACUGCGUACAUGCUCUCGCGCAGCGGGCACGGCCUCAGCGGCGCGCACGGCGACGACGGCGACGAGUCGUACAGCUCGCGGUGGGUCCACCGAACGUCCAUUCUCGUGUACGUGUACGAGGCGAUUCUUCUCGAAGUCCUGGACUACGACUUCGCGCCGUCGAACGAGUUCACGGGCAUGGGCGCGGUGAACAUGAACGUGUCCUGGGAAGCCGUGGACGACCUGAGCGACCUUCAGAACAUGGGUCUGAUCGCGCGCCUGAAGCUCGCGACGCGGGAACAGUUCACGUCGACGUCCUAUCAAGUCUUACCCGCGGGCAUCGCCGCGCUGCGGAACAUCAAACAGGAGGAUAAGGACGCGAUCGACGCUUUCUUGACCCAGGGCGUGCUCGGCGAUACCCCCGCGACGCUCAACGCGCUCGCGAAGGAGCGCUUCACGCACGGCUCGCCGUUCGACGUCAGGGUGGACGCGAUCACGAAGGACUUCAUCCUCGUCGAUCCGGACGGCCGCGAGCGGUUCAGGCGCGUUCUAUCUUACACUGUUCCCCAUACGACCCCGUCCGCGUGCACCAUCACCGACUUUGAGGACGUCUCGUACGUGUGCUCGCCGUACCUCCCGGACUGCCUGCGACCGGAGCGCACGACGACGCGGACGAACCGGCCGUUUUCGGACUUUAGCGAGCUCGCGCACGUCGCCGCCGCGGGGGAACACACGCUUCGAGAGGAGGGCGACACGCACGUCGUCGUGUCCGGGUUGAAAAUUAUAACGUCGCAGUACCUCGUGAACGGACCGAACGAGCUCAACGCGUUGAACGAAAAGCUCAUGCUGCACGCGUCCAGAGGGGAGAUACGAAGCGGUCAGAGCGGGCUCGUCAGCACGAAGAUCGACGCGUCGCCCUCGAGCACGACGUUCGACGUCCAGAUGAGCGGCAUGGCGGCUAUUUUCCCGAUGGACUACGUCCGGUCGCGGCUGGCGAACUUCGAGUCCAAGGUGUACUUGCCCGAAGACCCCGGGGUGGUGCAGGUGGAAAACUUCGGGAUUCACCUCCACGCGAACGGGCAGGUGGUGUUCGGCGUGAUUGUCGACUCCGUGCAGUCGCACGUGAAGGACGGCAUCCCCGUCGACCUCGUCGCGCGUCUGGUGUUCGACCUGCACGAGGAUUCGUCGUCGACGCUCGAGUCGAUAAGCUCGUCGCACCAGCGGCUGUUGAUGACGUCGCUGCGCAGCAAAAAGAGCAAGAAAGUCGCGGGCGCGGAUAAUCACGCGAGCGCGCACGGCGCGACCAUGAGCGUCGUGGACCUGGGCGCGAGGACCGAGCGUCGAACGCGCCGCUCGAAGAAGGCCGGUGGCGGGGAGGGGGGCGGCGGCGGCUUGUUGGGGUACUUUCAGCGCCUCUUCGCGGCGUCGCGCAAGAGGGCGAAGAGGAAGUCGAGGAUGAAGCGCGCGGCGACGCGCCGCGAGUCGAUGAAGCGCGGCGGCAGCGGCAAGGCUGGGAGCGGCGAGGCCGCCGGCGGCGGCGCGUUGUCGCCGUCAGACUCGGCGCAUCCCAUGUGGUAUUCCGACGACAGCAGCGAUAAUUACAGCGAGGACGACGAGCUCGACGACACGCCGUCGAAAACCCGCGAUUCGUUCGUGGGUCGCGGGAAGGUGAUGUACGCGAGCGGGGGCCACUCCGCCAGCGUCGUCGCGACGAAGUCGCAGUUUUCCAUGUUCACGAUGUUUCUCUGCGAGGAGAUCCGAGCGCCCACGCUGUCGAACGUCCCGGUCGGGGAAACCCCCGCGCGGUUCGACGUGACGUACUUCAUGGACGGCGAGGACAACGAGAAUGAAAUCUCGCAAAUCACCGGCAGGGUCCGAAACGCCGCGGACCUUCCGGACGGCGGCGUCGUCAUCGCGGGCGAGAAGGGCAUCGUCGUCUCCGGGAUCUGCGCGAAGAAGUUUGAAAACGUGUUGGUCACGCACGCGGCCAUCAUGUCCCGCCGGAUAUUCGUCUCCACGUUCUUCCACCGCCUGUUCGAGAUGGAGUCCGAGAUCGACAGCAUUCAGCUCAUGAUCGCUACGCACAUCGGGAAGCCGUCCGGCCUCGCGGAGAUCAGGCGGCGCGUCAUGGUGGCGUGCAAGCAAGCGUCGCUUCUGGACGCGUUGCUGACGCAAGUGAAGACGUCGUCGCACUCGCUGCCGGAUAUCUCCGAGGAGGACGCGCGCACGCACGCGAACGAUCCGAGCUUCGAGAUUCUCCUCGAGACGCUCGAGACGAAGGACUACCGCGAAGAGCUCGUCGUUCGGUUGAAAGACCUCGAGAGCCUUCUCAAGUGCGCGCGCCUCGGAUUAGACUCGCUUCGCGAAAACACAGACGUCAUCUCCGAGGUGCAGAUGUUCAAGCUCCAGGAGAGCUUGCAGUCGAACACGCGCAACCUCGAGUCGCUGUUCCGCGCGAACGAGUCCUCCGCGAACUCGCUUCAGCUCAUGCAGCUCAUCAUCGGCGGUUCCCUCGCGUUCUCGGUGAUGGACCGACUCGUCGGGAACUGGAACCUCCUCGACGCGUCGUGGGGACGCGACGUCUUCGACGCGUUCAUCGACCCGCCGGCGUUGUGGUUGAUCAUCUCGUUGCUGUUCUUCGCGCUCAUCGUCCUCACGCUGCAGUACGCGCUGAAGCGCAUGCUCGAGAAGGCGAGCGCGGACAUCAACCUUCGUUACUCCCUGCACGUCAAGAUUUCCAUCCUCGCGCUUCGUCGGUUCUUGAAACGUCACGAGCUGUACAGCGAAGAGGCGGACACGGACGUGGAGGGGAACAACGUGUACAAGGCGACGUGGGAGGAGCCCGCGGAGGCGUACGAGGGCGCGAGCGUGCGCGUGGAAAUCACCGUGGACCAAGGCCACGCGCGUCUGUCUACGCUGACGUUGAAGUACAACCGAAGAAGCGGGACGCUGAGCGUGCAAGAGGUGCAGGAGCGGUUCUUCGGCGAGCUCGUCGUCGCGGGGGUCAUCCUGGACGCUUCGGAGCUCGGCGAGCUGUUCCACAACGAGGAGAACGAGGAGGACAAGCUCAACGCGUUGAUGGAGAUGAAGCGCUCGAGGGAACGCGCGAAGAAGUUGCGGCAUCAGAGAGGGAACCGGCAGAGGGUGAAGAUCAUCGAGCGGACGCCGAGGCUGCGAGGCUCGUCGAAGAAUGGGUUGAGCCUGAAAAAAUCUGAAUGA